AUGCAGGAACAGGAAGAAGCCGCCCGCCUGACCGAGGCAUCGCAGCAGCAGGCUGCAAAGGGGCUCGCCAGGGAGAGGCAGGCGCAGGCGCGAGAGGAGGUGGUCCUGGCCCGUGAGAGGACGGCGGAGGCCUCCAAGGCUGAAUUGGCCCGCCAGAAAGGCGAGGCUGACCAGAUCCACGCCGAACUCCAGCACUGGGAGGAGGAGCUCCAGAGCCGGGAGGAGGAUGUCACAAUCAGGGAGACCGAUGCUGCCGAGGCGGUGCUAGCCUCAGCCGCUCGGGAGGAGCGGGCCGCCAAGUGGGAGUCCGAGCUGACCACCUGCGAGCAAGCCCUCUCCGCCCUCGUGGAGUGGGUAAAGCAGGCUGGAGCCCAGGCGUCCGGCGCGGUCGAGGGACAGGGCCUCGAGGAGCGGCUGCGGAGCGUGACGGAGGAGCUCAAGGCCACCAAGACCGAUCAGGCCAGCGUGAAGCGGAUGAUGGAAGACAUCCUCCGGCAAACGCAGAGGUCCAUGAGGGUGGCUGGGCUUGGGCGAGUCCAUGUGGAGGCAAAGGGGACAGGCCUCGGCCAGGAUGCCCUUGGCUUUCAGAGAAUCAGCCAACGCCUCGAGGCGCUUCCCCAGGCCGUCCAGGAGCUAGCCGCCCGAAAAGGGCGAGGCUUGGCCCAGGCAGUGGCCGAGCAUGGGUAUCUUGAGGGUGGAUGUGGUUGGUGA
Molecule: messenger RNA, 711 nt
Organism: Phragmites australis (common reed)
Lineage: Eukaryota; Viridiplantae; Streptophyta; Magnoliopsida; Poales; Poaceae
Exons: 3
Coding region: 1-711 (236 amino acids)
Source: RefSeq, a predicted model, not a curated record